This is a messenger RNA of Eruca vesicaria subsp. sativa (arugula), 1382 nucleotides long. The record is from the annotation of a GenBank genome assembly. Lineage: Eukaryota; Viridiplantae; Streptophyta; Magnoliopsida; Brassicales; Brassicaceae.
AGCUUUCUCGUUGUCUGAACAUGGACGCUACGAAGUGGACACAGGGCUUUCAAGAAAUGAUGAACGUAAAACCAAUGGAGCAAAUCAUGAUUCCUAAUAACAACACACAUCAAUCAACCACCACGUCCAGUGCAAGGCCAAACAACAUUCUCACAUCUAACGGUGUCUCAACCGCAGGAGCCACCGUCUCUGCCGUAAGCAGCAGCAACAACAACAAUACGGCAGAGAGGAAAGCAAGACCACAAGAGAAACAAAACUGUCCAAGAUGUAACUCAACCAACACAAAGUUUUGUUACUACAACAACUAUAGUUUAACACAACCAAGAUACUUCUGCAAAGGUUGUCGAAGGUAUUGGACCGAAGGUGGAUCUCUUAGAAAUGUUCCUGUCGGAGGAAGCUCAAGAAAGAACAAGAGAUCAUAUUCUUCUUCUCCUUCAUCAAACAUUCUUCAGACAACACCAUCUUCUCUUGGAUUGACUACAACACUUCCAGAUCUAAACCCCCCAAUUCUCUUCUCAAACCAAAUCCAUAAUCAAUCAAAAGGGUCAUCAUCACAAAAUCUCAACGUGUUCUCUUUCCCGGUCAUGCAAGAUCAACAUCAGCAUCAUCAUGUUCACAUGUCUCAGUUUCUUCAGAUGCCUAAGAUGGAAGGAAAUGGCAACAUAACUCAUCAGCAGCCUUCAUCAUCAUCCUCUCUCUAUGGUUCGUCUCCUGCUUCAGCUCUUGAGCUUUUAAGAAGAGGAGUUAGUGUUUCCUCAAACUCAGUUAUGCCUUCUGGUUCAAUGAUGGAUUCAUCAAACAAUGUGAUGUACACUUCUUCAGGGUUUCCAACAAUGGUGGAUUACAAGCCAAGUAAUCUCUCUUUCUCUACUGAUCAUCAAGGGACUGGACACAACAACAACCACAAUAGGUCUGAUGAUGCUCAUCAUCAAGGUAGGGUUUUGUUUCCAUUUGGGGAUCAAAUGAAGGAGCUUUCACCAAGCAUAACACAAGAAGUUAAUCAUGAAGAUAAUCAACAACAGAAGAGUCACGCUAAUAAUAAUAAUUCUUCAAACCCUAAUAAUGGAUACUGGAGUGGGAUGUUCAGUACUACAGGAGGAGGAUCUUCAUGGUGAAGCAAAAUGAUCAAAAGAAAUUAUGAAAUUAGAUUUCUUUUUCUCUUUCGUGAUCUUUUGCCUUACAUACUCACAUGGGGAACUUUAACUAAAGUUGUCAGGACUAAGCUAACAUAACAGUCUUUUAUUCUCUUUACUUUUUAGAUUUUUAUCUUGUUUAAAUCAAUAUAUAUAUAUUUUAAAAUGAUCUACAGUUUUGAUGGUAAUUUGGGUUGGUUUGGUCACUUAGGUUUUUUUAUAAGUAGCAGAUAUGUAUAACAGAGUUGU